This is a messenger RNA of Lizanozyma spartinae, 1557 nucleotides long. RefSeq names its product Ole2p (gene OLE2). NCBI's taxonomy places the organism in Eukaryota, Fungi, Ascomycota, Pichiomycetes, Serinales, Debaryomycetaceae. Gene Ontology annotation, cellular component: endoplasmic reticulum membrane. Bases 1 to 1557 code for a protein of 518 amino acids. The transcript has a single exon. The record is from RefSeq and is a predicted model, not a curated record. Gene Ontology annotation, molecular function: stearoyl-CoA 9-desaturase activity; iron ion binding. Gene Ontology annotation, biological process: unsaturated fatty acid biosynthetic process.
AUGAGUGAAGGUGCCACAAGAUCUAUUAGGGUUCGAAGGGCUAAAGGAAGUAAUAACGACGGUGGCACUCAUAGCAAAUUACUCAGUCAAGCUCAGCAUCUAAAGAAAACUCAACUUAAUGAAAUAAGAAAACGGAAACGUGAUUUUUUAACAAGAAUCCAUUAUACCAACUUUGCAACGGUAGUUGUAUUUCCAGGUCUAGUCUUGUUAUAUGUGUUAUAUAAUCAGAUGUCCAUAUCACCACAGAAUACCAAGACUUUGAUAUUUACUGUGGUUUACUUUAACAUCACUUUGCUCAGCUUUACUGCUGGUUAUCAUAAGUGUUUUGCUCACAAUACCUUCAAAUUGCGGUCUAGACCACUCAUGUUUUCCUUUGGAAUAUUUGGUGCAAGUUUGGGUCUUGGAAGUAUUCGUAAUUGGGCAGCUUUGCAUAGAGCUCAUCAUCAAUUUACAGAUGAUACCGUCAAGGACCCUCAUCUGAUAAAAAGAGGGUUUCUUUGGGCACAUUGGGGCUGGCUAAUUAAAAAACCUAAGAUCCUUACUUUCUAUAAGGAAUUCAUUGAACAAGAAUUCCCACAAGAUUAUCAUUGUGCUCGGAAUAUUGUCAAUGAAGUAAAUGUUGAUGUUCCUCAAGAAUAUACCGAGUUUGAACUUCUUCGUAGUGAUUAUGAGUAUAAAAUCAACCAGUUUGUUCUUUGGCAAAGACGGUGGUAUUUCCCAUUGCUGAUGGUGACAACUUUGGUGAUUCCUGGUUUGGUGGCUAAAUAUAUUUGCCAUGAUACUUUUAUUAAUGGGAUUAUUUAUCCUGGAGUUCUUCGUAUGCUUCUUUGCCAACAAGCUAUUCUUAUAACUGAAUCUGUUUGUCAUAUGUCUAAUAUUGGAUUUCUGUUUCCAACACAAGUGUUCAGUGAGAAGAACUCAUCCCAGAAUUGUAACAACCCUUUGAUAUCCUUUUUAACUUAUGGACAACUGCGACAGAACUUUCAUCAUGAGUUCCCUCAUGACUACAGAUGUGGACACUCUGCAUUUGAUUAUGACCCUACAAAGUGGUUUAUAUGGGGACUUUCAUGUCUAGGAUUGGUAGAAGAAUUGUCAAAGACUCCACUUGAAUUGAUAACUCAAUUACAAAUUCAACAGCAACAACAAGUGAUCAACAGAGUAAAGAGUCAAUUGAAUUGGGGUACUCCACUUUCCAAACUUCCAUUGAUCACUCCAAGAGAAUUGAAUAGAAUCGUUAAUGCCAACGCUCUGGAUCGUAUCUACAUCAUCAUCCAAAACAUUAUUCACGACAUUACCCCAUUUAUGGACCAACAUCCUGGUGGUGUUGCAUUGCUAAAGGCAUCUCACGGGAAGGACGCAACAAAAGCGUUCUACGGUGGUGUUUAUGGACAUCUGACUGCUGCUGUUAACUUAUUAGCUACUAUGCGAAUUGGAGUGCUUGAUGUGGGUAACGAUGAAGAAGUAUGGAAACGUGUCGUGACUGAAGAGGGCUCUGUUAAAGAAGCUGUUUCAAGUAGAGGUGACUCCAAGCAAUACAGAACAGCGGAAGCUGCUUAA